Molecule: messenger RNA, 5358 nt
Organism: Anolis carolinensis (green anole)
Lineage: Eukaryota; Metazoa; Chordata; Lepidosauria; Squamata; Anolidae
Gene: bmi1
Product: BMI1 proto-oncogene, polycomb ring finger
Exons: 10
Coding region: 754-1725 (323 amino acids)
Biological process (GO): negative regulation of transcription by RNA polymerase II
Cellular component (GO): PRC1 complex
Molecular function (GO): promoter-specific chromatin binding
Source: RefSeq, a predicted model, not a curated record
AAUUCCCAGGCCACCCUUAAGGAAUGAGGCGCCCCACGUGACCGCUGGCGGGGCGGGCGAACUCUGAGCCAUUUUGGGGACGGUGUCAGUUUCCAGUGUGUGCCUUUCGGCGUUGCAUUCUCCGCCUGCCUGCUUGCUUCUCUUCUCUCUCCCUCUCUCUCCCCGCCACUCUCUCCCUCCUCCUUCCUUUCCACAACAACUAUAAGCAGCAUAUUCGAUUUUUUUAAAAGGGGGAGGAGAGAAAGCAGAGAGGAAAGGAAAGGAAGAAAGAACUGCCUCCCUUCUUUCCUUCCGAGCGAGAAAGAGCGAGAGGAAAGGGAUCGGAGAGAGAGAGCGAGCGAGAGAGGGAGAGACAAUGGGCUGCUGCUGGUGGAGGAGGCGGAGGCGGAGAGGCAAACGCUCCGGAUUAUAGAGCCGAGUUCUGUAAGAUCCCAGCAUUGGAGAAGGAGGGGGAAACAGAGAGAAGGCGGGGGAGAAGGAAGGAGAGCCAAGGGCCGGCGGAGGGGUCAGCGGAGGAGAAGACCCCCGGCUGUUUCUGGAACUAACAUGAGCUGAGUGCAGCAGCAACAGCAGCAACAGCAAUACGCUUAUUGCAAUUGACAGCGUCUGCAGUUCAUUUCAAGAUGGCCGCUUGGCUCACAUUCAUUUUCUGCUGAACUGAACGACUUUUAACUUUCAUUGUCUUUUCUUGGCGGCUCGGAUCGUCUCCCACCAGAGCCUUCCCGCCGACCCUUCUGCACCUCCCCAGCCAAAAUGCACCGCACUACCCGCCUCAAGAUCACGGAGCUGAACCCGCACCUCAUGUGCGUGAUCUGCGGGGGGUACUUCAUCGACGCCACCACCAUCAUCGAGUGCCUGCACUCCUUCUGUAAGACAUGUAUCGUGCAUUACUUGGAGACGAGCAAGUAUUGUCCCAUUUGCGAUGUCCAAGUUCACAAAACCAGGCCGCUUUUGAACAUAAGAUCUGAUAAAACUCUCCAAGACAUUGUGUACAAGUUAGUACCCGGCCUUUUCAAAAAUGAAAUGAAAAGAAGAAGAGACUUUUAUGCUGCUCAUCCCUCUGCUGAUGCUGCCAAUGGCUCUAAUGAAGACAGGGGAGAAGUUGCAGAUGAAGACAAAAGGAUUAUAACAGACGAUGAGAUAAUAAGCUUAUCCAUUGAGUUCUUUGACCAAAAUAGACUUGAACGGAAAGGAAAUAAGGAAAAAGAGAAAUCCAAAGAGGAGGUGAAUGACAAAAGAUAUUUGCGCUGCCCAGCAGCAAUGACUGUAAUGCACUUGAGGAAAUUUCUUCGGAGUAAGAUGGAUAUACCCAAUUCUUUCCAGAUUGAUGUCAUGUAUGAAGAGGAACCUUUGAAGGACUACUACACACUCAUGGAUAUUGCCUACAUUUACACCUGGAGAAGGAACGGCCCCCUCCCGUUGAAGUACCGGGUGCGGCCUUCCUGCAAGAGGAUGAAGCUGGGCCUGAGCCCAAGCGGAGAGCUGGAGAGUGACUCUGGGAGCGAGAAGGGCGUGGGCAGCCCCGCGGAGAGCGCGCCCUCCACCUCCUCCGGCCUCCUCACGCCGCCCUCCCUUCAGUCCCCGCACCCCCAGUUCCCCCACAUCUCCAGCACCCUCAACGGCACCAGCUCCAGCCCCAGCAGCCACCACCACCACCACUUCAGCAACCGGGCCCGCAAAGCCGCCUCCCUCAACGGCUCCUCUUCGGCCACUUCGUGUGGCUGAGCGCCUCUCUUUCUCUCUCGGACUCCACAAAGCCCCGCCGUGUCUUUAGAGCUGUCUUUCCUGCCCUUCUGUCUCUCUCCACGCCGUUCAGCUUUAGAGAUGCUAAUCCCAGCCUUGAGGAAAAAAGGAGGAUUUAUACCUGACACAUAUACGCUUUGGAUUUUUGGGUAUUAAGCGGUGAAACUUCGAGGUUGGAUGUGUUUUCCCCCCAAUGGAUUGUUUCUUAAGGACUAGUAACAUGAAGCAAGCAAAACAGAGACCCAGAUGGACCUGGGAAGGGCGAAGAAGGGUGAUUUUAUAUUUGUAGGGGGUUUUUUUGUUGUUGUUGGUUUUUUGGCCUCUUUUCAUCCACAACCUACUUCCUGGUUUGGAUUUGGGAAUUGUCUGACAAUUUGUCCGGAAAUGGAUGCAGAUCAACCAUGGGAUAUAAUUUGGCUUUUUCGUGUCAGGAGCGACUUGGCUUCUGGUGUGGGAGAAGUGGAUGUCGCCCAGGGGAUGCCCGGAUGUUUUGAUGUUUUACUGUCCUUGUGGAAGGCUUCUCUCAUGUUCCUGCAUGGGGAGCUGGAGCUGACAGAGGGAACUCACCGCUCUCCCCAUGGAUUUGAACCUCUGACCUGUCCAGGCACAAAGGUUUAACGCAUUGCGCCACCGGGAACUCCGUGUAUUUACACUCCUCUUGGACGCUGUUUUGUGACGUUCUCAUAAGCAACAUGGAUUUCCCCCUGCCCCCUUCUUUCCAUUCGUCAUCAAGACCGGAUUUAAUAUGCCUAGAACGGUGCAUAUCCAUGUCACUGUGAACCGCGAUUUCUAGCUUUAUUCGCCCUUUGGAUUUGUAUGUUGCAUCCCUAUCAACUCGACUGCAGAGAAAGGAUGAGGAAAAGGGGGACAGAAGGAGGAGGAAGGGGGAUCCAUGUUCAUGUUUAUGCCUCCAGGCGGGUUUUGCCCCAAGGAAAAGAAGAAAAGAUCGGAUGGCAUUGUUUCUGCGUCUGCUCAGCGAUGCCAUGCCGGUAACUGUGACAAAACAGGAAGCAGUAUUGUAAGAUAUAUUUAUAAAUACUAUCAAGAAAGUCUCGUGUUUGGCGCCUUCGGGGGCGACAUCUCCAGGCCUGCCUUUCCCGGCUUCUGCGGGCUCCUGUUUCUGGUCUUGGCUGCAGGAGAGAGAGGGGCGCCUGGAGGCUGAGAGGCCGCAGAGCAGACUCAAGCCGCCUUUAACCCGGGCCUCGAAAGGAUUGUGCGGACUCUGCCUUGUUCCCCAGUGGCUUAUCUUUUUUGUUUGUUUGUUUUGUUACUUUUUACACAAUGUGAUUAUUUCUAAGGGCGCAGGGGAGGGAGGCUACCGGAGUAGUGAACUACAGAGUAGUGAACUACAGAGGGACGAGGAAGCGGAUUUCAAAGGUUCAUUCUGUUGUGUUGUCGAAGACUUUCAUGGCCAGAUCACUGGGUUGCCGUGAUUUUUCCGGGCUAUAUGGCCAUGUCCCAGAAGCAUUGUCUUCUGACGUUUCGCCUUUAUCUAUGGCAGGCAUCCUCAGAGAUUGUGAGAUCUGUUGGAAACUAGGCAAGUGAGGUUUAUGCAUCUGUGGAAUACUGUCCAGGGUGGGAGAAAAAAAAUAACUCUUGUCUAUUGGAAUUAAAUGCACCCAGUUUCUGAGCAGAUAUCCCUUUGGAAAUAAAUGGCAAUCAUAACCUUGUUGAAAAGGAAAAAUUAUGUCAUAUAUGUUUGGCAAAUGUGAAUCUCCAUUAACUUGUGACCACCUUUUGAAAACCAAUAGUCAAGAAAAACAUGAUCUUGUUAGAAGUCACUAACUAGGUGAUAUUCAUAAGCAUUCAUUUAAUGGCACACAGGUAACUCAGCAGUUAAACUGAAGAACCUCGUGGGACCUCAUCAAACCAGCAUGAAUCCACUUUAAAUCCAGUUUCUGCCUACUACAGAAUUCUGAGGCUUAUAGUUAAGGGAGGGGACUUUAAACUGCUCAAUAAACUACAAACUCCAGAAUUCCUCAGGAGACAGACUGGAUUUAAAGUGGAUCCAUGAAUCAAGGACAAAGACUUGUCAGUACAAAAAUACAUUUGGUUUAGCAGAGAUGGUUGUUUCUUUGAAGUUGAAAUUGCAGUUGCAGUUUGCCCAAAAGGUAUACACUCCCUUGAAACCUCUAAGCUUAAAAUAUUCAUUCAGAAAUUAAAAAACAAAGACUUCUUUGAAAAAUAACAUAUCUUGUUUACUCACAAACAUCUUGUAUUAAUUACAGGCACAUUUCUUAUUUAAGGCACAGUUAUAGAUAAGAUGUAGUUCUCUCUGUGUGUUGAGUACACAGGAUAUCAUUCUUAAUCAAUUGUCCCAUAGCCUUUAGGUACAGUUGUACUCACUGAUGUCCAUAAGUCAUACAGUACUUCUCUACUGAAGUCCAAACAGCACACACAUCUACCUCCACUGAGGUGUUAAACAGACUGACUACAAAAGGGAGCCCUGAGUCUGAACAUGCUGAGUACAAUCACAUGUCUAUAACCCCUCCCACACCAAAGAGGUACAGUCAAACUGGCAAAUCAACAUACACAUAGAAUACAGGUUAGCAAAUAUAUACUGUACAUUAACAAAUAAAUAGUGAACGUGUUGAGAAGUUGCUAUUUCCAACAUUUUUGGGGCAGGUGUGAAUAUUGCAAUUGGCCACCUUGAUUGGCAUUGAAUUGCCUCUCAGCUUCAAGGCCUGUCUGCGUACUGCCAGGGGGAAUCCUUUGUUGGGAGGUGUUAGCUGGCCCUGGUUGAUUCAUGUCUGGAAAUUCUCUGUUUUCCCAGUUCUUUAUUUACUGUGCUGAUUUUAGAGUUUUCAAGGUGGCCAAUUGCAACAUUCACACCUGCCUCAAACAGACAAGAGUUCUUUCCCCCACCCUAGACUUUCCACAGAUAUAUAAAUCCCACUUACCUGUUUUCUAACAUACCUCACAACCUCUGAGGAUGCCUGUCAUAGAUGAGGGCAGUACGCCAGGAAAGAAUGCUUCUGGAACAUGGCCAUGCAGCCCAGAAAACUCACAACCACCCAGUUCAUUCUGUUAUUUGGUUUGAUGGGUUUACUUCCCCUCUUUUUCAAAAAACAAAGCACAGAAAAAACCCACAAGAAGAAGCCAUAAUAAGUGCGGGAACCUCUUUCUUCAUUCAUUCUUAAGAAAUCAGCAAGUAGGUGGAUGAAGGCUUUUAACCUAAAUUUGUUUUUAAUAUAUAUCUAUAUAUAUAAUGUUAUGUAUAUGGUACAAUACUAACUUGUUGAAAGAUUAACAGGUACUUUUGAUAUCUUAUCAUAAGCUUCGGGGAAUCCCUUCUGCGAAAUAGGCUUCUUGAAGGCAUCCAGUAUGAAAGAGAAAUGAUAUUUUUGUUUUUUUAAAGUAAGCUUUGUGAAGAGCCCCCAAUAAGUUUUCAGUUUGUGCUUUACUUUGCUCAGACUUUGUGUGUGUGAGAGAGUGCCCGUGUAUCCUUCACUCAUCAGUCACACAUUUGUGGGGGUGUUUAUCCUAUAUGCCUAUUGUUUCAUGUUUGUAUGGAGAAAUCGUAGCUAAAUAUUUCAUGAUCUCCAGUCUCCGAAAGAAGCACAAUUCUAUUGCUUUGUCCUGCUUACAGUCAUUAAAUCAUUACUUUUGCAUAUA